AAAGUUCCGGUGGCUGGAAUGAGUGGCAAUGAUUGUGCACCCUGACGGACCGCGAGCUAGAGAAAGCCAGGAGGGAGCCCCGGCGUUUACACACAGCCAUAGACUUCUCAAGCCUUAGCGGGCCUGGCCCCUGGUGACCACAGCCCUGCCUGCUCAGCGACGCGCCAGGAAGCUCCCGCGGCAGCCCUGCGGCUCUGCUGGUGACCGGGAGAAGUUAGUCACCCCCAGUCUGAACUCAGAAAGCAUCAGAACUCCAGUAGGCUGGGAAAUGAAGAGGCAGGAAACCUGGUACCCGGACCGGACCGUCUGGAGGGCGCAAAAGGAGCUCGGGACCAUGGGAUGCACCGGUAGCUGGAAGCCCAGGCCAAAGGGUGGAACCACGAACUGCAAAGCCAGGGCGCACCGGUGGGCAAAAGGCAAAAACUUGCAGCAAGAACUUCCUAUCCAGUGCAAGAACAGCAAGUGAAAAAGAAGCAGGGAGAUACUUGAAAAGUCUCAGUAACUUUAAAAAUACACCAAAACACCCCUUCAGGAGAUGAGGCUGGAGCUGCUCUCGGCGCACGCAGCAGCAGACUGGGGAUGACCGCGGGCCGGAGGACACGGCAGCGAAAGGGACAGGGACGCGCCGCCUCACCCGCUCGCCGCAGGCCGCCUCCUGCGAUUUUAUUUUAAAUUUUUACGGCUUUUUUCCGUCUCUUUUUUUCCCUGCCUCCUAGUUCCAGCGGAGCUAAGGAAACCCACAAAAUAAGAAAGGAAGUGGGCCCCGGAGCUUGGAGCCUCUACAGCCUACAAGUCCCCAGCAGCAAGGGGCAGGAGCCAAGGCGCACCAGUUGCGGACUGGGUGCGCGAUUUUUUUUUUUUAUUUUUUUUUACUAUCUUUCUUGUUGUUGUUGUCAUUGCUGUUUAUGGUGCAAAGAUAUUGGCUGCAUUAGGUUUCUCUCUCUCUUUUUUUUUUUUUUUUUCGUAUUUGGUGAAUUUUCACCGCCUGGCUUUUUAAUCUUUUUCUUCUUUCUUCCCCCCCCCCCCAUUUUUGUUUUUUGUCUUUUGGGUUUUAUUUUUCUUCCUUCUUCUUUUUCUUUUUCCUAUUUCCGGAGCAAAAAUCCAAACAUUUUGCAAACCAACAAAGAAAAAGUUCGCACGCUGGCACCGCGACUCAAACAGGCUGACGCUCUGCUACGGUUCUCCCAUCCCCUGUCCCCUUCACCCUUGGACACUUGACUCAACCUUGCAAGCCUGUGUGUGUGUGUGUGUGUGCGCGCGCGCGCGCGUGUGUGUGUGUGUGUCUGUUUGUGGGCCGCCCCGUGCGCCCCCAGCCCCCGCCCCUGAAACUUCCCUAGCAAAUAACAAAUACCCAGCAAGUCUCGGUCGCGCAGCCCCUCCCCGCGGGCAGCGCAGUAUGCGGCUCGGGUGGGCGUCCCUGCUGCUGCUGUGCGCGUCCUGCCUGUCCCCGGAGGCUGCCAGCCCCGCCGCGGCACCUGCCCAGGAUAAAACCAGGCAGUCUCCCAUUGCUGCGGAGGCCGCCCAGCCCAGCCUGCUGCAGGGGGAGGAGACGCGGGAGCUGAGCCAUCUGCACCCCUGGACCAAGCAGCGCAGGAGCGGCGGGUUUGUGCAGAACAUCGACCAACUCUACUCCGGCGGGGGCAAGGUGGGCUACCUUGUCUACGCGGGCGGCCGGAGGUUCCUGCUGGACCUGGAGAGGGAUGACUCGGUGGGCACUGCUGGUGGCUUCGUUCCCGCGCCAGGCGGCCUAAGCUCAUCCUUGCGCCAUAGGGGCCACUGCUUCUACCGUGGCACGGUGGACAGCAGCCCUCGUUCCCUGGCAGUUUUUAACCUCUGCGGGGGUCUCGAUGGCUUUUUUGCGGUCAAGCACGCUCGAUACACACUGAAGCCAUUCCUGCGUGGGCCCUGGGCCGAGGCAGAGGCCGGACGAGUGUAUGGGGAUGGGUCUUCGCGGAUUCUGCACGUCUACACCCGCGAGGGCUUCAGCUUCGAGGCCCUGCCUCCACGCACCAGCUGCGAGACCCCCACGUCCCCGCCUGCGCCCCGCGAGCGUCCCUCCGUGCACAGUAGUUCCCGCCGACGCACGGCGCUGGCGCUGCAGCUCUGGGACCAGUCGGCUCUCUCGCCUGCUGUGAACCCAGAACCUCAGACGUGGUGGCGACGGCGGCGACGUUCCAUCUCCAGGGCCCGCCAGGUGGAGCUGCUUCUGGUUGCAGACUCUUCCAUGGCAAGGUUGUAUGGCCGGGGCCUGCAGCAUUACCUGCUAACCCUGGCGUCCAUCGCCAACCGGCUGUACAGUCACGCCAGCAUCGAGAAUCACAUCCGCCUGGCUGUGGUGAAGGUGGUGGUGCUGAGUGACAAGGACAAGAGUCUGGAGGUGAGCAAGAACGCCGCCACCACGCUCAAGAACUUUUGCAAAUGGCAGCACCAACACAAUCAGUUGGGAGAUGACCACGAGGAGCACUACGAUGCUGCCAUCCUAUUUACUCGCGAGGAUUUAUGUGGGCAUCAUUCAUGUGACACCCUGGGAAUGGCAGACGUUGGGACCAUAUGUUCUCCAGAGCGCAGCUGUGCUGUGAUUGAAGAUGAUGGUCUCCAUGCAGCUUUCACCGUGGCUCAUGAAAUUGGACAUCUGCUUGGCCUCUCCCACGAUGAUUCCAAAUUUUGUGAAGAGAACUUUGGUUCCACAGAAGACAAACGUUUAAUGUCUUCCAUCCUCACCAGCAUCGAUGCAUCUAAGCCCUGGUCCAAGUGUACCUCAGCCACUGUCACAGAAUUCCUGGAUGAUGGUCAUGGAAACUGCUUGUUAGACUUACCACGGAAACAGAUUCUGGGCCCUGAGGAACUCCCAGGACAGACCUAUGAUGCCACUCAGCAGUGCAACCUGACGUUUGGGCCUGAGUACACUGUGUGUCCUGGCAUGGAUGUCUGUGCCCGCCUGUGGUGUGCUGUUGUGCGCCAGGGCCAGAUGGUGUGUCUGACCAAGAAGCUGCCUGCAGUGGAAGGGACGCCCUGUGGAAAAGGCAGAAUCUGCCUGCAGGGCAAGUGUGUGGACAAAACCAAGAAAAAAUAUUACUCAACAUCAAGUCAUGGCAACUGGGGGUCCUGGGGUCCCUGGGGCCAGUGUUCUCGCUCGUGCGGGGGAGGAGUACAGUUUGCCUAUCGCCAUUGUAAUAACCCUGCACCCCGAAACAGUGGUCGCUACUGCACAGGGAAGAGGGCCAUCUACCGCUCCUGCAGCGUAAUGCCCUGCCCACCCAAUGGUAAAUCUUUUCGUCAUGAGCAGUGCGAGGCUAAGAAUGGCUAUCAGUCCGAUGCAAAAGGAGUCAAAACAUUCGUAGAAUGGGUCCCCAAAUAUGCAGGUGUCCUGCCAGGAGACGUCUGCAAAUUGACCUGCAGAGCCAAGGGCACUGGCUACUAUGUGGUUUUUUCUCCAAAGGUGACUGAUGGGACCGAAUGUCGUCCGUACAGCAACUCUGUGUGUGUCCGUGGAAGGUGUGUGAGAACUGGCUGCGAUGGCAUCAUUGGCUCCAAGCUGCAGUAUGACAAGUGUGGCGUGUGUGGAGGGGACAACUCCAGCUGUACGAAGGUCAUUGGAACCUUCAAUAAGAAGAGUAAGGGUUAUACUGACGUUGUGAGGAUCCCAGAAGGGGCAACCCACAUAAAAGUCCGACAGUUCAAAGCCAAAGACCAGACUAGAUUCUCUGCCUACUUAGCCUUGAAGAAGAAGAAUGGUGAGUAUCUUAUCAAUGGCAAGUACAUGAUCUCCACGUCAGAAACCAUCAUCGACAUCAAUGGGACAGUUAUGAACUACAGCGGAUGGAGCCACAGGGACGACUUCUUGCAUGGUAUGGGCUACUCAGCCACAAAAGAAAUUCUAAUUGUACAGAUUCUUGCAACAGACCCAACUAAAGCAUUAGAUGUCCGCUACAGCUUUUUUGUUCCUAAGAAGUCCACUCAAAAAGUAAACUCUGUCAUUAGCCAUGGCAGUAACAAAGUGGGAUCACAAACUCCACAGUUGCAGUGGGUGACAGGCCCAUGGCUGGCUUGUUCUAGGACCUGUGACACGGGCUGGCACACCAGGACGGUACAGUGCCAAGAUGGGAACCGGAAGUUAGCAAAGGGAUGUCUUCUCUCUCAGAGGCCUUCUGCAUUUAAGCAAUGUUUGCUGAAGAAAUGUUAGCCUGGGCCUUUGCUUUCACACACACAGGCAACUGGAGGAACUAUCAUAGAUACGUGGACAACCCAAGGUCUACCCAUCUGCAAAAAACUUCAUUCUUCCAUGUCAUUAUCACCAGGAGUCAAAUUAUGGGCAGAAUCUGCUCUCUGUAAUCAAAAGAUGCUCACUGCUUCUUGUCACAAUGGUGAGCUUGGAACACAGAAAACCUGGGAGUUACUGAGCGUCCCCUGGGCCUACGAAAAACAAGACACAUAGUGAUGAAUGUAGAAGCAGGGACAUUUAAAGAUGGCGGAACAACUUCACCUACCUCUUAUAUAAUGUCUUCAAGGGCAUCUCCAUCCUUUUCACCCAUAUAAAGUGACCCCUUAGGAUGUCACUUUAUAUAUACUUGGUUCUAUUAAUAUAUAUGUAUAUA
Molecule: messenger RNA, 4595 nt
Organism: Nannospalax galili (Upper Galilee mountains blind mole rat)
Lineage: Eukaryota; Metazoa; Chordata; Mammalia; Rodentia; Spalacidae
Gene: Adamts5
Product: ADAM metallopeptidase with thrombospondin type 1 motif 5
Exons: 9
Coding region: 1397-4183 (928 amino acids)
Biological process (GO): extracellular matrix organization; proteolysis
Molecular function (GO): zinc ion binding; metalloendopeptidase activity
Source: RefSeq, a predicted model, not a curated record